AUGCGCAAGGCCAAUCAAGUCUAUGAGACCAAGCUUUCCGAGGAACCUCCUCUUGACUUGCUGGAAAUUAACAGAGAAGACAGAGGAGAUAUAUGGCGACAAGAGUGGGAGCAAGAACUCAAGACGUUGGUUUCGAACACGUGGGAACCGGUAACUCAGCACGUGGACCUUGAAGUUAUCUUCAACUGCCCAGACAAUGCUUCGGCUGCCAUCAAGGGUCUGAUGAGAAGGUGGAGGACCCACCUUUAUGAGUGCUUCAUUGAAGCCAUUGAGGAAGCUACCCGCUUCCGCGACCCGGCCCGUGAGCUGGCUGAGCACCUGGUCCACACAAAUGGUCUCGAAAUUUACCUCUUCAGCAGGCUGGGAUCCGGUCAACAACAAAGGGCAGGUGCGCCGGAGACGUGCGAUAGAUUGCCAAGUAACUUGGUACACGGUAUAUUGCAAGGUAGGUUGAAAGCAUGA
Molecule: messenger RNA, 462 nt
Organism: Diplodia corticola
Lineage: Eukaryota; Fungi; Ascomycota; Dothideomycetes; Botryosphaeriales; Botryosphaeriaceae
Exons: 1
Coding region: 1-462 (153 amino acids)
Source: RefSeq, a predicted model, not a curated record